Messenger RNA from Bufo bufo (common toad), 2082 nucleotides. It is a transcript of the gene GRHL1, whose product is annotated as grainyhead like transcription factor 1. The record is from RefSeq and is a predicted model, not a curated record. Lineage: Eukaryota; Metazoa; Chordata; Amphibia; Anura; Bufonidae. Gene Ontology annotation, molecular function: RNA polymerase II cis-regulatory region sequence-specific DNA binding; DNA-binding transcription activator activity, RNA polymerase II-specific. The transcript has 16 exons. Gene Ontology annotation, biological process: regulation of transcription by RNA polymerase II. The coding region runs from base 117 to 1997 and encodes 626 amino acids. Gene Ontology annotation, cellular component: nucleus.
CAAGCUCAAAAAGCGAGAAAAGCCGACUAAACCCGUUUGUGCGGCGCCCGGGCUCCGGUCCCCUGCACUGAUCUGUCCCAACUAGAAAGUCCAGUUCCACCGACACGGGCGACAGCAUGACACAAGACUACGACAAUAAACGGCCUGUGUUGGUGCUCCAGAAUGAGUCCCUUUAUCAGCAGAGACGUUCCUACACCAGCGAGGAUGAGGCCUGGAAGUCUUUCCUGGAAAAUCCCUUGACGGCAGCCACCAAAGCUAUGAUGAGUAUCAACGGAGAUGAAGAUAGUGCUGCCGCACUGGGGCUUCUCUACGACUACUAUAAGGUUCCCAGAGAAAGGAGACAUUCCUCUACCAAACAAGAUCACGAACAUACAGAGGCAGAGCACAAUAAAAGGAAUGGUCUCCAUCAAGUGAACGAUUCCCCCUUGAUUUGCAGUGGUGAAAACAGAGUUCAAGUCCUGAAAACCAACGUGCCUUUUAACAUAUUACUUCCUGUGACCAAUCACAUGGACAAAAAAGGUCAUCUGGCAGCUCCAGAUACCACUGCCACCGUCUCCAUUACUUCAAUGCCAACUCACGCCAUCAAAACAGAAUCCCACGGCCAUGGCUUUACAGUAGGCAUUCCACCAAAUGUCUACCAUUCUGAGGCUGUAGAACGCAUUGUGUCUUUUGAUCGUAAUGUCCAUUCUGACCACUACAAUUCCAGCAGCCAUGCUCCCAACUCUCAGAGGAGGACUCCCGACUCCACUUUCUCUGAGACAUUCAAAGAUGUUCCGGAGGUAUUCUAUCCAAGUGAGCUUAACAUACGCAUGAGUAGCAUAAGCUCUGAAGACUAUGUUUUUGAUCCUGUUGCUGGGAAUAAUUUUGAAUACACGCUUGAAGCCUCAAAAUCUCUUCGACCAAAGCCAGGAGACAGCACUAUGACCUAUCUGAACAAGGGUCAGUUUUAUCCCAUCACGUUGAAAGAAAUUGGCAGUAAUAAAGGGAUCCAUCAUCCGAUUAGCAAAGUUCGGAGCGUCAUCAUGGUUGUGUUUGCUGAUGAUAAAAGCCGCGAAGACCAGCUUCGCCACUGGAAGUAUUGGCAUUCUAGACAGCACACUGCGAAACAGAGAUGCAUCGAUAUAGCCGACUACAAAGAAAGCUUCAACACAAUCAGCAACAUUGAGGAGAUCGCCUACAACGCCAUCUCCUUCACCUGGGACCUGAACGAUGAAGGCAAGGUCUUUAUAUCUGUGAACUGUCUUAGCACUGAUUUCUCCUCUCAGAAAGGGGUGAAGGGGCUCCCUCUGAAUAUUCAAAUCGACACCUACAGCUACAAUAAUAGAAGUAACAAGCCAAUUCACAGGGGCUAUUGCCAAAUUAAAGUCUUCUGUGAUAAGGGUGCUGAACGGAAAAUCAGAGACGAGGAGCGUAAGCAGAGCAAGAGAAAAGGCAAGUGCACUGAGCCCACCUCCCAGAUGAAUUUUACUGACGUGAAAGGGGCUCUGCUCCCAUCCCACAAAAGGACGGACCUCACGGUGUUCAAACCCAUGCAAGACAUGGACACCCAGCCUGUCCUGUUCAUCCCGGAUGUACACUUUGCCAAUCUCCAGCGCACCACUCAUGUUCUCCCGCUGUCUGCAGAUGAAAUGGAAGGUGAAAGCUCUGGGAUGAAGAGAGUACCUUUCUCAUCUGAAGAAGACUUCUCGGCACCACCUGCCAAGAUAACAAGGGUGGACGAGCCAAAGAGAGUGCUGUUGUAUGUGAGGACAGAAGCUGAAGAAGUCUUUGAUGCCCUUAUGCUGAAGUCUCCAUCUCUAAAAGGGUUGAUGGAAGCGAUCUCAGAAAAAUAUGAAAUUCAAUUUGAGAAAAUUGGGAAAAUCUUCAAGAAAUGUAAAAAGGGAAUUUUGGUCAACAUGGAUGACAACAUAAUCCAGCAUUAUUCAAAUGAAGACACAUUCCAGCUUCAGAUAGAAGAGUCUGGAGGAUCAUACAAGCUGACUCUUACAGAAAUCUAACCUUUCACCCAUUGCCCUUAGACUGGACAUGAAGGCCUAAUGUUCAUCUCCAUAACGGGUCAGCUUCCUUGUAGGAAACUAGACU